Piliocolobus tephrosceles (Ugandan red Colobus) is the source of this 601-nucleotide messenger RNA. RefSeq names its product ANKRD40 C-terminal like (gene ANKRD40CL). NCBI's taxonomy places the organism in Eukaryota, Metazoa, Chordata, Mammalia, Primates, Cercopithecidae. The transcript has 2 exons. The record is from RefSeq and is a predicted model, not a curated record. Bases 162 to 494 code for a protein of 110 amino acids.
CACUCCAAGAACAGAAGCCUCAGCUAAUGCAAAGUGUGUAUGUGCCCGUGAAAGCUCUGUGUCUACUUACCAUUCAGUUUUUAGGAUUAUUUAUGCCAUAAUAAUAGAUACGAAAAUCUCUAACGGGUAUUUUGUUUCCUUUACAAAUUGUAUUUGAAUUUAUGGGUGAUUUAGAGCUUGUGCUUAAAGUCAGAAUUCAGAACCCCAAAGAAAAUGACUUCAUUGAAAUUGAACUGAAGAGGCAAGAACUGAGUUACCAAAACCUAUUAAAAGUGAGUUGCUGUGAACUGGGGAUUAACCCAGAACAAGUGGAGAAGAUCAGAAAGCUACCAAACACACUGCUCAGAAAGGAUAACGAUAUUCGAAGACUGCAGGACUUUCAGGAAGUGGAACUCAUUUUAAUGAAAAAUGGAAGCUCCGGAUUGACAGAAUAUAUACCAUCUCUGACAGAAAGGCCCUGCUAUAAUAGCAAAGCUGCAAAAAUGACGUAUUAAAUAAUCCCAGGAAUGGUCGGACGUGGUGGCUCAUGCCUGUAAUCUCAGCACUUUAGGAAGCCAAGGUGGGCAGAUCACCUGAGGUCAGGAGUUCUAGGCCAGCCUGG